AUGGGUUCAUUUUCUCUUCUUCGACCGGCUUCGUAUAGGUGUUUCAUCAUACUAGCCGCUAUCGUCCUUAUUGGCCCAACAUCUCUAUUCCUCCUCCGACUUCACAAUCGAGCGUGUGUUUUUCAACUCAAACGAAACGGUACAAUAUCAGAUUCUCCCAUUACACCAAGGCCCAGUACGGCCCCACCAGUUGUUUAUGUAUCUCCAGGUAAUCCUUUUGACAUAAACUUUGACGAAACCUUAUAUCGCAAUCGGGGUACCUCACAGGUCAAAAUCGAAGCAGACUAUGAACCGGAAAAUACCCUAAGCUCGGCUUCUUCGCUGCCUUCGGAGGGAAAAAGACUCCACAAGAGAGUGUUAAUACCUGUGUCAUGGUUGCAAAUGCGAACCCUCAUCAACCAUCCGGGACAUGGCCCGGGUCGUGAUCUUCUACUCCCCGGUGUUACCGCCGCGCUGAGCUUCCUCUCUGAAUCUGAAGAGUAUGAAGAAAAUUUCGAUUCAAUCAAGAAGAUAUCCGAGGACUUAGAUGCGUGGUUAUCUAGGGAAGCUGCCAUAUCUAGAAAUUCUCCACGAAAUUCUGAGACAGGGAGUUUUCUCUAUGCUUUGCGGAGUUACAAGGACGCCGUGAAGGGUUACCCGGACUUUAUGUCCUAUAUGGAAGACCUAGUACCUUCUUUGGGGAACCUUGGUGCUUUUGGCUCUUUUACAAGUCCGGACAUCAUGACAAAAUUGGUUUUCAUGUUGAACGAAGAAGGUGAUGAAGAGCUCGACGAUGAAUGGCUUAGGUUUCUCGUGAACUUUUUUAAAGAAUCAGCUGAAGGCCUGCGUGAGUGGGUUGACGAGGUGCAGUUCGCGAAAGAUACAUUUGUGGGGACGAUAAAAGAACGACAAUCACAAAUAGUGUCUGAUGGGGACUUUGCUAAGCUGCAAGCCGAUGUCGAUACAAUAUUAGAAUGGUCAUCAGCACUUGCGGAAACCGGCGAGAAAGCCUCAAAAUUUCUGGGAGAAUUUCGUGAAGUAAUAAGAGAGGUGGAGUAUGAAACCCCUGGGACUCUCCCAUACACCCCAAGAAUUGGGCGGACUAGAUGGUUACAAUCUCCAACAGAUUCGGAGGACAGCGGUAACGUCUUCAAUCGCCUGGAUAAUGAGCCUCUUACACCACCACCGCAGAUCCAAGGCGAUGAAUACAUUGAUUAUUUGAGGAGGCCACCUUGGGCUUCGAAUCAAAAUCCCGGGCUUAUGAGGGAGGAACAAGUUCCAGGCUCUGAUGAACAAAUUCCGGGCUCCGAGGAACUUGAAGCUCGAGAAUCGAACAUGCAAUAA
Messenger RNA from Orbilia oligospora ATCC 24927, 1323 nucleotides. RefSeq lists its product as uncharacterized. The record is from RefSeq and is a predicted model, not a curated record. The coding region runs from base 1 to 1323 and encodes 440 amino acids. The transcript has a single exon. Lineage: Eukaryota; Fungi; Ascomycota; Orbiliomycetes; Orbiliales; Orbiliaceae.